Messenger RNA from Porites lobata, 11332 nucleotides. The record is from the annotation of a GenBank genome assembly. NCBI's taxonomy places the organism in Eukaryota, Metazoa, Cnidaria, Anthozoa, Scleractinia, Poritidae.
AUGUUUUUCGAUACGAGUCAUGCGAUUUGGAUCUUUGUUUUGCAUCUGGUCGUUAUUCGAUGUCAACUUCCCAAACUUCAGCCCGGCGAUUUAGCUCCAUCGUUUGCGUUACAAACACUAAAUGGGAGAAUAGUUUACAGGAAAGGCAAUUCGACUUCUAGAACGCCAAGACAUCCAGUUAUAUUUCAUUUAUUUACGAGACGUUCGGCAUUUUUAGAAGCCUUGUGGAACAAUGACACAUCGCUGGAGGAGUUCCUUGAGCUGUCCCCUGGCAAUACUCAUUAUGUUUUCAUGUCAAACGCAGAUUCUAGGUCCAUGUACGAUAUUUUAUGGAUGAGAACUCGGCUUCAUAGAGCCAUCGAGAAAUAUUAUUUAAGGUAAGUUUAUAAUGGCAUUCAUACUGAGUUGAACAUCAAAAGACAGUGGUUUUCUUGUAGUCACUCUCUAGGACACACAAGAUUUCCUCGCAUUUUUGUAAGAAUUCUUUUAAGGCCUUACAAAGAUAAAAUGUGGAGGGCACUAUACAUCUCAAAGAAGUUUGAUAAUAAUAAAUGCGUACAUGUAUAAAUCUUGCUCCUGUACGGAGCUAGGGGGGAGGGACACCCUUGCAAAAAGAGAGGGCGUGGCUCAAGAAGCUUUGUUUGACCUCUCAGACCCGUAGAGGGUACAUGAUGUGGUAAUUUUAACUGUUGUGGAGACACAGUCAUCAAGUGUUUUUUCCUUUUGUUUUGUCACUUGUAACUCUUAAAAUCUCUUUUUUCAUGGAUACCCUAAGUGAUACCAAAACGAGCUUUUUAGACCCCUCAAGAAGAUGAGAGCUUCCCGACUCAUUUCAAAUAGGAGUUUCCCCACCAGAAACAAAACAGAUUCUUGUCUAUCAACAGCCAAUAGGCUGCCCACACUCAGUGCAUGGGUAAAUGGAUAUUUUAGUUAUCUGCCCAUAUCAAAACACUACACAGCUAGAAAUUAAAUGCAACUGCUUGAGGUACUGACAUAAUUUAUAUAGCCUGUGCCAGGCUCUCAGAUAGUAUAGAAGGGACAUAAAUAAAACAGGUAAAGCAAAAAACAGUCCACUGCCCUGUCUCUCCCCAACCCCUGUGCAUUUUUCACGUCACUUUUUACUGAACAACUGCACAACUAUCUUGGAGCCUGAAACAGGCUAGACAUACAGGAGGUCCUGCCAGUGGGGAGUCCCAGGUCGCCCAUCUGAAUUUUAAAACAUCUCGUGUCGGUGUUUAUAAAUGCUUGUCGCUUAUUGUCGGCUUUGCCGUCACUGUCGAAAUUUGGCCGAGGGAGGUUUUCUCUUGUCGCAAUUUCAUUUUACGCACUGUCACUACUUUUUGGGCCAUGUCGCUUGUCAGAAUUGACCCUGACAGGGCCUCAUACAGUACUAUGCCAUAAAACAGCUUUUCAAGCUCUAAAAUGCUCUAUUUAAUACCGUAGAAUUCCAAAAAUAAGCCCCGAGGCUUAUAUUUUUUAAAGGCCCUUUUUGAGCGGCUUAUUUUUGAAGGGGCUUAUCUACAGAGGGAAAUUUGCGUUUCAAAAUCAGUUGGGCUAGCCUUAUAGUUGGAAGGAAAUUUAUGGUUUUUGCUUUGUUUUACUUCGUGUUUGAGAGCAAUUUCCGAGUACAAGCCCCCCAGGGGGCUUAUAUUUGGAGGGGCAGUUUAACGGAGGGUUUUUUGCAUUACGAGUUUGGGGGGCCUUAUAUUUGGAGGGGGUUAUUUUCAGAAUUUUACGGUAAUAUAGCUGUUGAAAGCUACUGGCAGUAAGGCUUACCUAUUUUUAAGUGUUCAAGAGAGCUCGUCGAGGGGCUUUAUGAAUACAGUUAGAGUGGAAGGUGUGGGGGAGCUCUUUUUCUCCAGAAGAAACACAAAAUGUCACUUAGAGAAAACAACAACAAGACUCCCUUUAUAUAAAAGAAUCUCACUUUGUAUUCCUGACUAUAUAACUCUAUGUAUCACACUUUAAAUUUUUACUUACAAUCUAUUAAUAAUUUCUUAAAUUAAUAAUUGUGCUUUUAUAGGAAGAUAAACCAGUUAAAACAUAGGUUUAAGAAAUCCUGUCAGCAACAAUUCUCAAGCAGUGCACAUCAUUUUUUACAUGCACACCAUGCUGACAAUGUGGAGAAAGAACCAUUUGAAAAAUUAUCUCUACUGAAACAACACCAUAGUGCUUUAAAAACUACUGCCUGUAACAAGAGCUGGACACAGUCAUGGAAGGAUCGUCUACAUUUUACCAGCCUACCAGUGUAUGAAUUUGGAAAUUGGAUUCCUUAUGCGUCAAUGCAUUGGCCUUGUUUUGGUUCGGGUUGUGCUCUUGCUCAAGUUAUAUUCAAGUCAAGGGAAGGUAUUAAAGUUAUAUUUUUCUCCAUUAUUGUGUUUGUUUAGGAAUACUGUGGUCUCUCAAUUGCACUGUAAAAUGUACCUAGUGUUUUAUUUUUAACUUGGUUUUAGGGGCUUGACAUUUGUGUUGGAUGUCACCUCGGUUUAUUCAGAGUGAGACUGCUGUUAUUUUUUAUAAGUAUGAAAUAAAGAGAAUGUUUAUUGAGAGCCCUGCCAGUAAUUUGCCCUUUUACUGUACCUAAUGACACAAAAAUUCUUGUCAGUGAUGAAAUAAUAUAUGUGCUUUGAAUCCAAAAAAAUGUACACUUUUGGAAAUAUGGGUAAAGUCCCAUCCAAAGCACAAACAAAACCAAAACUCAAAAAACUAUUCUAUCUGGGAGAUUCAGUGACCCCUACAAGAGAGUGGGAGAUUAGUGCUGUAUCCUGGAGAUUCUCACAUAAUCUGGGAGCUGAGUGGCAUAUAUAUAAGGUUAAUUUAUAUAUAUUUACAUCGAUAAUUAUUAUAGAUGUAAAUGUCUGAGGGGUUUAUUUAUGACCACCGUUUAUACACUGUAUCCACGGCUUAAUUGGUAGUUCAUUGAAUAUUACCUUUUUUCAAUAAAUGGAGGGGUGUGUGGCCGAGUGGUUAACACCUCAAACUGCGAAUCGGGAGGUGAGGGGUUCAAGCCUCGCCCGUCACAUUGUUUCAUUAGACAAGGAAAAUGGGUACCAGCAACAUACUGCUGGGGGUUAACCCUGCGAUGGACUAGCAUCCUGUCCACGAGGGAGUAUAGCAAUACUCUUUGGUGCUUCAUGCUAAUGAAACCAGGAUAAGCUCUGGCCGUUUGGGCCUUUGGCUCGUGUGCGCCUUUACCUUUUACCUUUUUUGCAAUAAAUAGUUUAUCUGAUAUCUAAUGUCUCAGUUCACCCUUCAGUGUGAUCUGAGCUUGUCAUUUCGUUUCCUUUAAGGAUUUUAAUCAGCUGCUGCUUACUUCCUUCACUCACUUUACUUUAUCGGCAUCUGCUUGUAGCAUUUCGGCUGUCACAGGGAGGUGAAGUUAUCAAUCAGCCAUCUCUCCUUCAUUAUCCUUUUGUUGCCUUGAGCUUUGAAAUCCAUUCCCUGUCACUGCUUUACCAGAGCCCCAUUAUUUGCUAAAUGUUUGGGGCUGACCCUGCCAGGUUUUCAUACCUGCUCUAGUGGUCAUGUAGCCUUUCGGAUUGUAAAGACACCAUCCUUUUUCCAGACAUAGUAAUCCUACACUUUGCUUGCUUGCAACCCCAUCAACAUCAGGGCUCAAAGAAACUCUGAAUUCCAACUUGUACUUUGGGCAAACAGCUCUCACAUUUUGCUCACACAGGGCCAUUUCUUUGCUCAUCUUAGUUAAUGAGUUUGUUGGAGGAUGAGUUGUUUGGAUCCUUGUCCAUUGGGUAUACAGCUGUAAGUGAACUUUGAAAUUUACUUACCCAGCCAGAAAAUCCACUUGUUCCGGUCUACCCAACGGGACUUUUUUCGAGCAAUAAGCAUUUCUUAAUAGGCUGCUGUAACAUCAUAAUUUAAACACAUCUUUCAUUCCUGGUGCAUAAACAACCAACACCUGCUUGCAAUUUCUAGUACUUAUAUAAAGGUUUUCAAAGUGUGGAUAUACUGUGUUUAAUGUAAAUAAGCUAUAUAUUGUCCAGUUCAAUGUAUUGUCUCUUUGUACCCACAUAGUUCAGAUAAAAAUCCUUUGUUGUUUUCUGCAUAGGUGAGGUGGUAUUGGUGGCAAAAAGACUAGAUGCAAGAUAUGACUGGCUGCCAUCGCCGCACAGUUUAAUUCACAAGCAUUCCCACUUCAUCGUUAGUUACUAUGGAAAUGCUUGCAACCUUAAGCCUGAGUGGAGAGUAGUUAAAAAACAUCUUGAUGAUGAUAAGAAACAGAAGAAGAAAAUGAGUGAAGGAAGAAUUGCACUUGUGUCUCCUGGUGAUUGCUCUUUAUUUACGAAGGUAAUUACAUUCCCAGCCUGCCAGGGAGGGGGCUUCUUCCAUAUGUUGGGUAUAUUUAAAUCAUAGGUACACGUAUAUGUAUGUGCUUCUGCAAAGUUUAUGGUUUUCAGGUAGUUUAGUUUACAAUAGAGUAUAGAAAUUAGAGUGUUUGUGCCUAGAAUAGAGCAUUAUUUCCAGGAAACUGAUUAAGCUGGUUGAAGAUUUUAAUCUUAACAAGUAAGGGACCCUUAAAAAAAUUAAAUCAUCAAAUUUUAAUUUCCUGCCAACAUAUUAAUCCUUUGUAUGUUUUAGCUGGACUGUGCCAGUGAUCUCAGUUAAUUUGUAGAAAUUAUAGCAACUCUAGGAUAUGGAAAGGAUUUAGGGAGUUCGUCAAGUUUAUAUACCGGGUUAGCAAAAUUCUGCUGAACUUACGGUGUUAGACUAAGGGAUCCAGGGUUCCAGGGGCACAUCUGGGUUAUGCUGAUGACAAAUUCUAGGCCUUCUAUCGAUUAUUAGAAACAAAAUUGUUGACUUUUUAUCUUAUUAGAUUCAGCACAUGAGCCAGGCUGGAGUUCAUUCAAUUCUCCUGUACCCUGAAGCUAAUGAACCAAUCAAGGAACUGACCUGUAACAGUCCACAGUGCUUCAUUCCACUUCAUAUAUCAGCUUCAAUGAUUUCACACAAAGAUGGCUGUCAUAUAAGAAAGCUUUUAGAUGCUAAGAUGAAGCUCUUUGUUUCCUACCAAUUUACUCCUCAAGAGAAUUUUUUCCUGGCUAUCGAUGGCCAGGGAAAACUUUCGGAAGUGGGCUUGUUUCUAUUUCCAUCUUUGAAGUUUUUGGCUUAUGAGGCAAAAUGGUGAGUAUUAAUGCUGUAGGAAUAACGUAAGAUAGGAUUAUUGAAUACAACUCUUGCCAGGCUUUCAGAUAGUAGGAACAUCACAAAAACAUGUUAGGUGAAAAUAAGCAGUUUCUUAUGUGCAGCACGGUGUACCUCUGCACUGCACAACAGGCUACAGUUGUAUGUUGAAUACAGGCAAAGCUCUCAUGGUGAAACCUUGACUAACCUGCCUACUGAACAAUUUUUCUUUGUCAUUUUAGUUUGUCAGCUUUACUGGGUACAGACCAACCAAGUGGAAGUGGGCAGGGAUGGGACUUCUAACUUCCAUGCAAGUUACCCGCCCCUCCCUACCUAUGCCCACAAGCCAUGACAUGCAUAAAGACACUAAUACUAGGGGUGGUCACUCCUUGAGUUUGUUACGUCCCUAGGGAUCCAACAUGAAAUUGAACUUGGGCCAGCCACCCAUUAGCUUGGACCACAGACAGAAAAUAAAUCCUGAUUAAGUCCAUCUGCAAAAGAUAACCAGCCCUCUAAUACUCUUCUUGCUUAUUUUGUAAGGUUCAAUUACAAAACUGAUCUUAUUCACAACCUAACUGGCAGUGCAAGAAUUAUCCCUGUGUUUAACUACUCUCAUAUGGAAGGAAAGUCUGGAGCUGUAAAAAGUAUUCAAAUACCACCUCUGGAAGGUUAGUGUUGUCUUAAACUAAAAAAGUAAACGUUCUGUGGAUUAUAUCUGAAAUUCUGGCUGUAGCAAAGCUUGGUAAUUUUUACCUGGUCUUCAGUUCACAGAAUGGCGUUGCAACUGUUAAGUUUGCUGAAGAGGUUUUAACACAAUAGUUUUCUGUCUGUGGUCCAAGCUAAUGGAGAUUUUACCACAAAAACGCGUUUUGAAGCUAGUCGAGUGGUUUUCUGGUCGCUGUCGUGCUAUAAAGAGCUAAAACUUACCACAAACCUGUUUACAGGUCGUACACUUCGCGGCCUUCUGAUCCAGAUGCAAAAUAUCUUAAAGCAAACUAUCAGCUUGCUACGGUGGCUCGUAGGGACAAAACACUUCCCAGAUUCCAAAAACACGACCCAGAAUCCAAAACACGUCCCAGAAUCCAAAAACACGUCCCAGAAUCCAAAACACGUGCCAGAAUCCAAAAACACGUCCCAGAAUCCAAAACACGUCCCAGAAUCCAAAAACACGUCCCAGAAUCCAAAACACGUCCCAGAAUCCAAAAACAUGUCCCAGACUCCGAAACACUUCCCAGAAUCCAAAAACACGUCCCAGAAUCCGAAACACUUCCCAAAAUCCAAAACACUUCCCAGAAUCCAAAAACACUUCCCAGAAUCCAAAAACACUUCCCAGAAUCCAAAACACUUCCCAGAAUUCAAAAACACGUCCCAGAAUCCGAAACACUUCCCAGAAUCCAAAAACACGUCCCAGAAUCCGAAACACUUCCCAGAAUCCAAAAAAGCUUCCCAGAAUCCAAAACACGUCCCAGAAUCCAAAAACACGACCCAGAAUCCAAAAACACGUCCCAGAAUCCAAAACACGUCCCAGAAUCCAAAAACACUUCCCAGAAUCCAAAACACUUCCCAGAAUCCAAAAACACGUCCCAGAAUCUGAAACACUUCCCAGAAUCCAAAAACACGUCCCAGAAUCAAAACACGUUCAGAAUCCAAAAACAUGUCCCAGACUCGAAACACUUCCAGAAUCCAAAAACACGUCCCAGAAUCGAAACACUUCCCAAAAUCCAAAACACUUCCCAGAAUCCAAAAACACUUCCCAGAAUCCAAAACACUUCCCAGAAUUCAAAAACACGUCCCAGAAUCCGAAACACUUCCCAGAAUCCAAAAACACGUCCCAGAAUCCGAAACACUUCCCAGAAUCCAAAAACACUUCCCAGAAUCCGAAACACUUCCCAGAAUCCGAAACACUUCUCAGAAUCCAAAAACACGACCCAGAAUCCGAAACACCUCCCAGAGUCCAAAAACACGUCCCAGAAUCCAAGGAUCAUGAUUAAUAGAAGCAACCUGUAGAAACAUAAUCCUUCUGGAAUACCCAUCGAUCCAGCCACCUAUGCAAAAUCCAGAAAGAGCUAGCUUAUCAUAUCCGUCAAUGUGCCAAACUGCGUUUGGACCUGGGCAUCUGUACUGCCUUCGUUCAAAUCGUCUUUGUCUUCUUUGAUUAACGCCAUGUGGAUCAAUAUUCUUUAAGAGUGAUCUAACAGUAUGCCUUCCAACCAAAAGAUUAUAUUUCCGCCGUAGUCGUCUCGUCAUAGUUCGAUAACCAAGGAGUUUACCUGGACCAUUCAGCUCCAAAGCAAUUGGUUGGCGUAUGUUGGCAAGUGGUGAUUGAUUGCCUUUUCUUCGCAAUCCUAGCUUCUGGUUUAUAAAUUAUUUAAAUUGUCUUAAGAGUCCAGUGAAUGCCAUGAUAAGCGGAAAGAAACAUCAAUAUGGCUGUAUAUCGAUGCCCCUGCCUCCAAUACGCAGCUACGCAUUCAUCGACUGUAUUGAAAGUUGCCGUGCAAAUACAAUCUGGUAAUCCCACAAUAUCAACCACAUUUUGAAUCAAUAAUAAUAAUAUUACUAUAGCUGGUAAUCUCAUAAUGAUCCGUGUCAGGCAGCUUGACUUGACAACCAGGCCUCCUUUGAUUGUAAGUGCAUUCUGGGAACUGUUUUUUUUGGGAAGCACUUUUGGAUUCUAGGAAGUGUUUUAGAUUCUGGGAUGUGUUUUGGAUUCUGGGACGUGUUUUUGGAUUCUGGGACGUGUUUUAGGAUUCUGGGAAGUCGUUUGGAUUCUGGGAUGUGUUUUUGGAUUCUGGGAAGUGUUUUUGGAUUCUGGGAAGUGGUCUGGAUUCUGAAACGUGUUUUUGGAUUCAGGGAAGUGUUUUGCAUUCUGGGAAGUGUUUUUGGAUUCUGGGAAGUGUUUUGGAUUCUGGGAAGUGUUUUUGGAUUCUGGGAAGUGUUUUGGAUUCUGGGAAGUGGUUUUGGAUUCUGGGAAGUGUUUUGGAUUCUGGGAAGUGUUUUUGGAUUCUGGGACGUGUUUUUGGAUUCUGGGAAGUGUUUUUGGAUUCUGGGACGUGUUUUGGUUUCUGGGAAGUGUUUUUGGAUUCUGGGACGUGUUUUGGUUUCUGGGAAGUGUUUUUGGAUUCUGGGACGUGUUUUGGUUUCUGGGAAGUGUUUUUGGAUUCUGGGACUUGUUUUGGUUUCUGGGAAGUGUUUUUGGAUUCUGGGACGUGUUUUGGUUUCUGGGAAGUGUUUUUGGAUUCUGGGACGUGUUUGGAUUCUGGGAAGUGUUUUGUCCUUAUGAGCCACCGUAGCUUGCGAUGUUCGGGCAUGCGCAGAAAGCAAAAUUUCGCUUUCUCUCCUCCCCUCUUUUUUCACUUUUCUUGCCUUAUUUUUUUUUUCUCUUGCUGGGCAUUUAGUAGGCUUCAUUUUGGUGGGAAGAGUUUUUAGGAAAGCUUUUGGGAUCUUAGGAUUAGGUGAAAGGAAAGGUUGGUGAGCAAUGGAACAAGAUUUUCAUGCAGAUUUUCAGGUCAAUGUCACAUGGUUUUUUGCUUCUUUCUCCGGUGUUCGUCGACUGAAUUGUGCUCAUUCUGAUAUGGUUUGAAAGAUCUCUUCACUCUGCACAAGUUAGCGAAGAAAGUUGUCCUUGACCGUUAAAACUGAUGACGUCACAAGGGGUAGAAAGGCCGUGGAUCCGCACGGGCGGUUACAGGCGGUUCAGGGGCGAAUGGGUUAAUAAACUUAUUACGUGGACAUGUGUGCUUUGCGAAGUGAGUCUAACUUUUGAGUCUGUGGAUGAAAUUCUAUACCUUGGGUUUCAGGGCAUAUUUUUUUCUUAUCGAUACUGAUGGUUCGCUCAUUUUGAGAACAGACCUCCGGAGCCAGGGUAGAAAUUCUAUGGUGUGACCAUUCAAAUGAAACCUCUUCGGCAGUACAUUCACAUGGUGCUAUUUGUUUAGUAUGUAGUUCUAACUUUUGAGUCUGUGAAGGAAAUCCUUUGGUGUGACCAAGACGUUUCUUUUGGGUCCAUGACUAUAGUCUGAACGUUAAACGUUGGUUACUUAAUCAAAUUACUCAUUAAUACUGUGUCUUUCUUAAUAUAGAGCUGCAACUAUACAGGAACGUGGAGUUGGAUAUGGCCUUACACUGCCCUGGCAAAAGUGAUUAUUCCUGUCCUCAUUGGGAUCAUCUUGUACGUUUAACGGUGUGUUGUGAUAAGGAAAAUCCACUUUGUGGUGAGGAGUUGGGACGAUGGAUAACACCAUACAGAAGGUCAGUAGACAGGACUUACAAGACAGACAAAAGGGGCGUUACCAUCCGACAACGGCGACGUCCAUUAAAAGGUCGCUGAAAAUUAGACUCCCCAUCCCAUUCUUUGGAACCAUUUCGUGAUUAUUCCAAGUUGCCCAGGUACUAAAAAGAAGGGAAUUUAUGUUGGAGCUGAAGCCAGGGGCCUGUGCCCGAGUUCAGGCAGAGAUGGUAGGAUUUAUCGCCUUUCGGUUUCCGUCCUCAAGAAAACUUACAAUUUGGUCAUUUCACGUCGUAGUCGUGCAGAAACGGCAAAGAAAUGUGCAAACCUGAUAAUAAACAACUGCGAGUUUUUUGAACGGCUUCAAAGUCUCUGAUAUAGAUCAACUCAUUCUUGCACUAAUAUUUAGAUUUGGGGUUAUUUUGGUGUAAAACAUUGGACAAAAAGUUUAGCCGUGUCUUUAUCAGAUAUAAAGUCACUCAUUAACAUUUUAAAACUUCUUUUUGUUUUUUGUUUAUGAAUUAUUAAUAAGAGUUUGAAUUUCGUCUUGAAGUCUAAGUUAUUAUCAGCAGCGUUAUGUCUGAUUUCUUUUUCCUCAUGUUAUUUAACAGAUCUGUAGGACGUUGGUUGACGAACAUUACACCUCUGCUCCCUCUAUUUACCUCUGAAAACUGUACUUUACAAAUGAAGCAUCCUUUUUGGGAGAGAGCCUGGAAGCCGUCUCUUAAUAUCAGACUGUCCGAUCACAUCAAAUGUAAGUAUGAAUUAUUAAGAGGGUCUACUCAGCCAGGCAGUUGCUUAUAUGGAACAGGGACAAUCGUCGAGGAAGAGCCAGGGGACCGAUAUUCCAUAUAAAGGCCUAUACGGGGAGGCUCCGCCCGAAAAGGGUGACUGGUGCAGACUUCAGGCAUUUAUAAAGGGGGAGGGUUUUUAGUUGAAGUAUAUGAAGAGGGUUGUGAAAUCAUUUAGAUAUUUAAAAGGGUCUUUAAUGAAAACAUUUCGAACAGAUAAACCUUAAAUGAUAUAUUAAGGGAUAAGGGGUUGGACCUUGGGGACAAACCCAUCCGUGUGGAACUUUGCCCCUACCCCAGGUAAGGAUAACCUCGUGAUCUUCCUUCAGGUGUCGUAAUGGCUACCUGUAAGCAGUGUAUGGAUGCAUUGUAUGUAUGUAUGUAUGUAUGUAAAUGUAGAUCAAUUGAGUUCAACACGGCGGUAGCAUGACGUUUGGAAAGGGUCUUACUUUGCCUUUUUCGUUUUCAGCCGUUAUAUUUCUCGAACGUUUUAACCAUAACUUUGGUUAAACCCUUUUUUCGAAACAUCAAAGCAAUAUUAAAGCUUCUUUCCAACAAUUGAACGCACAUUAUUAACUGGGAAAACUAUCCUUUGACCCUUUUUUUAGUUUCAAAACACCAAUACAGUGGAAAGCGCGAAGAUGAAUACAAUGUUCCUUACAAGGUCAUCAAGCUCUUCAGGGGAGGAAAAUUCGAUAAAAACUAUAACAACAACAAGAAAUACUCCCGUAUGCAUACGUUCAGAAUACCUGCAGAAACAGAACGCGUCAAACUUGUAGCGACAAUCAGCGGCCACGGCAGCGAUAAUAAUGGCUGUGCAGAAUUCUGCGUGACAUCGCAUCACUUUAUCGUCAAUGGUCAUUCAAAUGACAGAGUGUUCAAAAACGCGGCCACGGCCAUGGGGUGUGCUAACAGAGUCAGCGAAGGCGCAGUGCCGAAUGAGCACGGUACGUGGCUUUACGGGCGGGACGGCUGGUGCUGCGGAAUGGAUGUGGUGCCAUGGGUGGUAGAUAUCACCGAUCAAGUUGAAAUUGGAGGAAGAGAAAACAAAGUGAGAUACGUCGGUUUGUUUAAUGGUAAAGCCCCUAAUCCUACCAGAGAUCCGGGAAGUAUCGAGCUGAGGUCAUAUUUGGUUUAUUACAAAUCUGUGGAAGACCAGUUCUCUGGUGGUCCUUGA